UCUCCGCUUUAUAACAACAGUAGCCGCCGUCGAACCGUCGUCUCAUCUAGAGCUUUGGGGGUAUCGGCCAUGGCUCUCCGGACCCUCUUCACCAAGAAAUCCCUAGCCCUAGCUUCCGCCUUCCGCCCCAUUGCCGUCGCAUCUGCCGCUGGAGACCUGCGCCUUGGAUCGGGUCUCUCGCAGGCCCGGGGCCUCACGGUCGCCGCACUCCCGGACCUCCCCUACGACUACGGCGCCCUCGAGCCCGCCAUCAGCGGCGAAAUCAUGAGGCUCCACCACCAGAAGCAUCAUCAGGCGUACGUCACCAACUACAACAACGCACUCGAGCAGCUCGAGGCGGCGAUCGCGAAGGGGGACGCCACCGCGGUCGUCCGGCUCCAGAGCGCCAUCAAAUUCAAUGGCGGAGGUCAUAUCAACCACUCGAUCUUCUGGAAAAAUCUCAAGCCUGUGAAUGAAGGUGGAGGUGAGCCUCCACACAGUUCACUUGGGUGGACAAUCGACACAGACUUUGGUUCUUUGGAGGCUCUGGUGCAGAAAAUGAAUGCAGAAGGUGCUGCUUUGCAGGGAUCUGGCUGGGUGUGGCUAGCUUUGGAUAAGGGGUUUAAGAAGCUCACUGUCGAAACCACUGCAAAUCAGGAUCCACUAGUGACCAAAGGUGCAAACUUGGUUCCUUUGCUAGGUAUUGAUGUGUGGGAACACGCAUACUACCUGCAGUACAAAAAUGUGAGGCCAGACUAUCUGAAGAACAUAUGGAAGGUUAUAGACUGGAAAUAUGCUAGCGAAGUGUAUGAGAAGGAGACCGCCUGAUGUAUCACCUUUCUAUUCCCUGGGUGAAUUUUCCGGCAUGUAAUUCCCCCAUUGUGUUUACUUAGAGGACUUCUGUAUCCAAAAAAGAAUAAGGAGGGCCUGUACUGUCUCGGACGCAGGUACACUUUUGAUCUAGGUUCCAAGAAUCUGUCACUACUUGUUCAUGCCCUGUUUUUUUAUGCUCUCUACUAGUAGAACUACUGCUUGUGCCAAUGCGGCAACUGGAGUAUCACAA
Musa acuminata AAA Group (dessert banana) is the source of this 1042-nucleotide messenger RNA. Its product is annotated as superoxide dismutase [Mn], mitochondrial. The record is from RefSeq and is a predicted model, not a curated record. Gene Ontology annotation, biological process: superoxide metabolic process. Gene Ontology annotation, cellular component: mitochondrion. Bases 70 to 807 code for a protein of 245 amino acids. NCBI's taxonomy places the organism in Eukaryota, Viridiplantae, Streptophyta, Magnoliopsida, Zingiberales, Musaceae. Gene Ontology annotation, molecular function: metal ion binding; superoxide dismutase activity. The transcript is spliced from 6 exons.